Molecule: messenger RNA, 1587 nt
Organism: Anisakis simplex (herring worm)
Lineage: Eukaryota; Metazoa; Nematoda; Chromadorea; Rhabditida; Anisakidae
Source: the annotation of a GenBank genome assembly
AUGAUCACCAGACAAGGGCCAUUCCAGUUGAUCGAAAACGAUGAGAUCAAGGCUGAAGAGGUUGUUCAUUGGGUAAUGGAAGACAACAACUAUCGACCUUCACUAGAGGGCAUUUCUGUGGCCAAUUACAUCGCUGAUACGAUGACACUGUGUUGGGCUGAAAACGUGGACAGUAGACCGGAUUUCCGAAAUGCAAUCAGACAUAAACUAAAACCAAUGUUUGCGCCUAUUUACAAACAAAAUAUAAUGGAUCAUAUGAUGUUGAUGAUGGAGAAAUAUCAGAAUCAAUUGGAAGAUUUGGUUGAAGAGCGGACAGCCGAAUUGAGAGAUGAAAAACGAAGAAGCGAAAAUCUUUUACAAAGAAUGUUACCAAUAACGGUAGCUCAGCAACUGCUAGCUGGAAAAGACGUUGUGCCGGAGUCAUUUCCAUCGGUCACAAUCUAUUUCUCGGAUAUCGUUGGUUUCACGGCCAUCUCUGGAGAGUCUACACCGAUGCAAGUUGUUGAAUUCCUGAAUAAACUCUACACUCUAUUCGAUCAUAUCAUCAAACAGUACAAUGUUUAUAAGGUUGAAACCAUUGGUGAUGCGUACAUGGUCGUAUCGGGUAUUCCCGAAGCGCAAGCUCUCGAAUUUCACGCUGAGCAAAUCGCAAUGAUGGCGUUGCAUUUGUUGGCAGCCGUGAAGAAUUUCCGGAUUCCACAUCGACCCGACGAUCAACUGAAACUUCGAAUUGGUAUUCAUACAGGACCGUGUGUUGCUGGUGUUGUCGGCAAAACAAUGCCAAGUCAAUUUUCUGGUAGUAAGCGGCGUAUUUCAUUUGCAGCGUUGAAAGUUCACUGCAGUGAGCAGUCACGAAACGUUCUCGUCAAUAUCGAUGGUUUCGAAUUGCAAGAGCGUGGAUUGUUGCAGAUAAAGGGUAAAGGUAUUAUGCGAACGUUUUGGUUAACAGGACGAAACAAUUACGAUUUUUCGGUUGACGAUGAAUGUAGUUUGAUCGAGGAACGGUUAGCGCCAGACAUAUUCCCGAGGAAUCCAGCUCGGAAUCGGCUUUCAUCAUGGGCGAUCGAUCGUGGCUCAUCGAUAUCUCUGGGCAACAAAGAGCCAUCGUUGUUGAGACGAAUCGUUGAGCGAGCCUCAUGUCGCACGCCGUUGGCCGAAGUGACAUAUUCACAGCAAAAUGGCGGACUCGUCUCAAUAUCCAAUUCGUCCAGGGAGUUGUUCGACUUGAUCGAAGAGCACUCCUCAUCGAAUUCCGGCAGGAAACGUUCCAUGUCAUUGCCUGGCAGUGAAAUUCCGACGAUAGACGAAUGUCAAAAUCAUGCAGAAUCUGCAUCGCGACAUCCCUCAAUCAUCGCCAUGUCAAAUGCAGAUGAAACUCAACUGCUCAAGUCCCACCAGCAUCAUCUGCUCGAAGACAGUGGAGAUUUGUAUUUCGAUGCGACCGGCACGCAGCCACUCUUCAACGUUUUAGAAGACGGUGAUACGUCAAGUGUUAUUAGGAAACGUUCGCUAUCAUGUGGUGAUAAUCUAAGUGCAAUAGAGGCGUUCCCUGAAUCAACAGAUCCAUGCAGCCCGCUGAUUACGCCG